Messenger RNA from Bombina bombina (fire-bellied toad), 9923 nucleotides. RefSeq lists its product as uncharacterized. The coding region runs from base 13 to 1686 and encodes 557 amino acids. The transcript is spliced from 2 exons. The record is from RefSeq and is a predicted model, not a curated record. Gene Ontology annotation, cellular component: cytoplasm. Lineage: Eukaryota; Metazoa; Chordata; Amphibia; Anura; Bombinatoridae.
UGGAACUUCCUUAUGCUGAACACUGGGGAAAAAGCAAACCAAGACUCUCAAAACAUGAGAGGAACCCCUGAGAGGCUGAAGUUGUUCCGUGACUAUAUUACUUAUUAUGAAGAAAAAAGCCACCAAGGAAAUGUUUUAUUAUGUAGUAUCCAGCACUUGCAGGGCAGUAGAUACCUUUUGUCACGGACUUCCUCUGCAGACAUAGGUGACUUUUACUUUAAGGUUAUUAAAGAAAACUGCCUUAGCCUUAAGCAGAGUGAAAAGCAAAGAACUGAAGAAUUACGAAAAUUGAUAAAGGGGUUUGAAAUUUUGGAGCUUGUCUGUGUACAUUUGUUUCUGUUUCCCUGGAGAAAAGAGAUCAGGACUCUAAAGACAUUCACUGGGAAUUUUGUAUAUUUUGUACAACCGGUUAUUCCAGAAAAAAUUGUAAGCGAAAUCCUGCACAGAGUUGGUUAUAGAGAGGUUACGCAAACAGAGUAUAUCAUUCGGGAAGCUAUAAAUAAAGAGGAAGCUAAACAAGUUGCAUUUGAGCUAUUUCUGGCUAGAGUACAGUGUGAAGAAAUCAUUCAACAAAUAAGUGAGCACAAGUCUGAUUGUGUAAAAAUCUUCCUUUGCACCAGUGGUGACGGAAACAAUGAAGAGAAAUCACCUGUGUAUGGUUUUGACGGUACUCAGAAUUCAAAACAGGCUGAUUUUACAAAGUUAAAACAUGUUCCCUGCACAAAUAAUCUUCAUCGCCUUGCAACAGUUCCUGAAAUACAAAGAGAGGAACUGCAACUUCCCAACUUGCUACUAAACAUGAAAGAUGACCCCAGUGAACAUUUUUCUGACGAAUUCUUAAAUCAAUACAGUGAUUUGAACAUUGCCCAAAAACCAAUAUUUCCAACACACCACAAACAAGAGAAAAACACACAUGUCAACGUUAAAGUGGACAAUAACUUAAAACCACCUCUUUCUGAAAAAAUAAACUCAUCCAAUCUAAUGUCACAAGCCCCAGAAUCCUUAGAGUUAGAUGCUGGCAUUUUCCAAAAAACAUUAAGUUCGGCAUCUCUAGGCAAGGUCUGUGAAUUGACUAACACAAGCUGCCAGGUGGGUAAGUACAUAGAGUGCAAAGAUAAACAAGACAGUUCUGAGAGAGACCUUGGAAAUGCCAAUUUUAGUGAGUCUCCAGUUCCACUUAGUGUGUCUAGUAGACAAGGGAAUUUUGAGAGGUCCAUCAUCAAGUUGAAAUUAGAGAAAAUGAACACUAAAUCAUUAGCCUAUCCCAUUGAAGAAACAUCACCUCCGCACCACCACCCAGACUCUUCAGAUACUUACUGUGAAAUGAAACAGACACUAAAAAAGCACAAUGACUUAUUGUAUGAAGGUUUCACUAAUACUCCUGUCAUGGCAGUAUGCUCAUCUAAUCUUGAUGUUCCGUGUCACAGCAAUAAAGCUGUGGGAUGCAGUUCUGGUGAUGAGCAUGUGCGACACCUUAGAGAACCUCCCAGCUCAACAUACAUCCCUCCAGGAGGGGCGGUAAGACAGUGCUUGAGGACCACAGACCUGCAACCUGAGGAGAACCAUUUUCAAGCUCCUUCUCCAACGACAGACAUGGUUCGCAUUGAUGAAUCCAUGUAUAAAAUGAACGUCGAUACCAGGGAGGAUUUUGUGAUUAUUACUAAGAGUGGCAACCUGCAACGUUGAAUACCAACCAACUGUGCACAUUACACAAUGUUUACAAAAGAAAAACUUGACGUCUGCUUAAAUGGAUUUUAAAGCAAGCUUUCUGUAUAUGCUGAAUAAUUUACUGCAUAGUAAAAAGGUUGCAUACAAAAUAAAUAUUUAAACCUGUAAUUUUUGACAAUUUGCCUUACCGUUCCUUUAAGUUACAGGGAAAUGGUUAAAGUAAAUAUUGUAAAUUUUUUUUAUUAUGCAUUCUUAAAACCUUUCAUGAAGAAUUCAAGUUUGAGUUAAAAUGAAGAAUAUUUUGUCAGAAGAAAAAGUGUGCUGAAAAUCCAUACCGAGAUACAGAUAAAAGUGCUACUGGCUCUCUCGUGUAAAAGACACAUUUCUUACUUUUCUUAACCAAGUCUUGUUUAUGAAUGUAGUAUGGAUUAUAUGACUCAGUUUGAUGGGUGACCCUUUAACCGUGUAGUGUAAACUACUAUUACUAAGACUGGUGUGGUUAAAUGAUUUGUGUAUAUACAUAGUAAAUAAUUGUUGCCACCCUUGGCAAAUACUCCUACAUUGUUUCUCAUAACUAAAUUAAGAUAUUUUUACAGAGCUUUAUCUGAUUUUUGUUAGAACAUACAAUCAGCUAAUUUACUUAGUUAUCAAAUUGUGCACAGUCUUUUUAAAUGCACACUUUCUGAGGCACCAGCUACUACUUAGCAUGUGCAAGAGUUUAAAGUGUAUACUUAUUUGCCUUUGAUUGGCUGAUACAGGAGGCCGUCAACUGAAAAACAAUUUUAAAAGUUGUCAGAAAAAAUCUAUUGUUCAUUUCAAAUUCAGAAUAAGUGCUAUUGUAUUUUUUUGUAUUUAUUACUUGUUGAUGCAAUUCUACUGAGUAUACUGUAACUGUAUAUAAUGGUCCUGCAAAACAACAUUUAAUCACCUCUUGGUUUAGUGUGAAAUUGUGAUUGUUCCACUUUCCCUAGAGAGGCCAAAAAGCAAAUUGUGUAUCCUCUCAAAUGUAGGCAGUUUGCAGCAUUUUGAAAAACUAGGUUACAGAUUUUGCUUUUUGGCAUCUUAAUGGAAUGGGGGAGAAACCACACUUUUUACACACAAACAAAAUAUGUUUAGUGUCCCUUUAAUUUCAAGUGUGUAUACAAGUAAUUGAGUUUAUUUUGCACAUAAUGGUUUUAUUUAAUGUUUUAAAUCUUCAUACAUUUUGGAUUUUAGUUACAUUUGUAAAAGUAAAGAUAUUUUUUGAACAAUAUUGAAAAGAAACAAAAUGUUUAGUAUCAAAUCUAGAAUUAUUUUUCAUAAAAUUAUUAUAAAUUACAUAUUUUUUAUUAAAACACAAAUUAAACUAAAGAUGCAAAUUAUAGUCUAUAAUACCUUUCUGAUUACAUUACUGUAUUAUGUUUCUGAUAGUACCGUGAAUCCAGAAGUAUUUAAAAUGGUAUAAAACUACCUUUAGGUUACACAUAUAAGCUGUAUAAUGACAUGUAAAUAUUGCCUGAAUGACACAAGGUAUUGUUGUUUCUUUCAUGUAAGUGGCAAGAGUCUAUGAGCUAGUGACAUAUGGGAUAUAUAUUCCUACCAGAAGGGGGCAAAAUUUCCCAAACCUCAAAAUGCCUAUAAAUACACCUCCCACCACACACAUACUUUAGUUUUACAAACUUUGCCUCCUAUGGAGGUGGUGAAGUGUGAUAGGCGCUUCUAAGCAUUCUGAAGCCCAAUUCCUCUCAGAGUAUAGUGUUUGUCAGAGGGAUGUGAAGGGAGUAUUUAUUGCCUAUUGAUUUUAUGAUUUCACCCAUGGGAAAUCUGUUUAAAGACUCUCUGUAAUCGGUCGCAGGGAUUCAUCCCCUGCCUCCCUUUUCAGAUCGACGUUAUACUCCUAUACCAUUACCUUUGCUGAUAUUUUUCAGUACUGGUUUGCUCCAAGGCAGAACAUACAGUGAUCUGAGAUGUCAUCGCAGAAAAUGCAUCAUGUCUGCAGAAAGAGCAGGACACAUGCAGGAACUGUUAGUGCUUUAACUUUGCAGCACUGCUCCACAUCGGGCUGUUCUCUUUAAAGAGUGCUGUGCUCUGGCUGCAUUGUGUAAGUUUUUCUUAAGACAGCGCAUUCACAGCAAAAUUCAGUUUAAAGUGAACAGUCAAAUAUGCAGUAAAGCUGCAAAGCAGCAGCCCAUUGAUUGAUUGACUGGCUCUCAGAUUGUUUUCAAUCCAAACCCUUAGCCUUUCCCAGUCUGCUGUUUUUUUCUGAAUAUAAACCAUUCUUAUGAGCAAUGCACCUUUUUUAUUAUUACAUUUCUGUGUUAGACCAAGAGAAAAGGAAACAAAUUUAUUCAAGAGACUUUUUACAAUUUUUUUUGUCUGCAGCUAAUUUGCAAUCCAAUUUUCAACUGCUUAAAUAUAUUAUAAAAAAACUUUAAAAAUUGAAUUAUUCUCCAGUUAAUCAACACAUUGCAUUUGAACUGGUGAUUUAGUGUAACUGCCUAAUUUAAAAUUGAUUUUUUUAAAAAUAACCUGCAUAAAAAUUUUCACUCAAAAAAUCUCAUCGCAGAAAGUGAAAAAAAGUUCUGCCUCUGGGCUGGUUUGGCUGUUUGCUAUAUGUGGAUGGGUGUCUUCUGGUAAGUAUGUAUAAUUUUUUAAGACACUCUCAGCUAUGUUUGGCGCUUUAUAUUAUAUUGUAAAGUUUUAAAUAUAUGUGUUUGCUUAUAUUUGCCAUGAGUCAGGUCUAUGUAUAUUUCCCUUUUUUUGCAGACUAUCAGUUUCAGUAUGGAAUUUAUGUUUGGGAAGAUUAUUUAAAUUUGUUCUUACCAAGGGUUCCAGUUCUUUCAAUUUGACUUUGUUUUCCAAAAAUUUUUGCGGGUUAACUAGGCUCGCAAGGAUGCAAAAUGCAGUUUUUUAUGGUGUAAUUUUUGGCACGAAAUUGCGUCUAUGGUGAUGCAAGUCUAGUCAUUUUCUGCGUCUUUGUUGACAUUAGUUAUUUUUGGCGCAAAGUUGCGCUUGUUAUGACGCGAGUUGUGUCAUUUCCUGGUGUUAGUUUUGGCGACAACAUUUUAUUUUUUUUACUUCCUUUUGCCUCAUGCGUCAUACUUGGAGCCAACAUUUUUUGUAUAUUACCCCUCUUCCUUUAAUGCUUCUGGUUCUCUUCAUAUUUUUAAGAGCUACGAUGCUUAUUUUUUUGCAUCUUACUUUAGCAUAAGCAUUUUUCCCAUUCCUGAAACUGCUAUAUGAGGAAAUUAGAUAUUUUGUUUAAUUGUUGUUUUUUUCUUUUUACCUUUUGCAAGGUGUCUUAGUCUGAUCCUGCCUCUGAUGUUGCUGUCAAAACCAUGCUGGCUGAACACAGUUCUACCAAGCUAAAUGUGUCUGUUGUAAAUUAACUGAUGAUAUUUCUUCAGCUCAAUUAUGUGGCAUCUGUCAUGACAAGCCUUUGCAUUCUGAUAAUGUUGCUAUUAGUACUAAUACAUUGUCUGUUGUUCAAAGUCUAAUUUACCUGAUAUUCCUGCAGAUGUAAAGAAUUAUAUUGCUGCAGCUAUAGAUAAGGCUAUGUCUGCUAUUCCGCCUUCAAAUAAAUGUAAACGGUCUUUUAAAACAUCUUAUAAUUCUGAUGAAAUUUUUAUUGACCGACAGCAUACUGAAAUAUCCUCUGCUGAUGAGGAUUCCUCUGGUUCAGAGGAUCUUGAAUUAGAUUUUGAAAUUGACAAAUCUUCCUAUCUGUUUAAGAUUGAUUAUAGUCGUUCUUUGUUGAAGGAAGUUUUGGUUACUUUAGGUAUUGAAGAGUCUAGUCCUCUUGAUAACAAAGCCAGUAAACGUUUCAAUUCUGUUUUUAAACCUCCUAAGGUUGCACCUGAGGUUUUUCCUAUUCCAGAUGCUGUUUCUGAUAUGAUUACUAAGUAAUGGUCUAAGCCUCGUUCUAUCUUUUAAUCCUACUUCUAGGUUUAAGAAGUUGUAUCCUUUACCUGUGGCUAAUUUAGAGUUUUGGGAAAAAGUAACUAAAGUUGAUGGGGCUAUUUCCACUCUUGCCAAACGUACUACUAUACCUAUGGAAGAUAGUACUUCUUUUAAGGAUCCUUUAGAUAGAAAGAUUGAAUCUUAUCUAAGAAAAGCUUAUUUAUAUUCUGGUUAUAUUCUUAGACCUGCCAUAUCUAUGGCUGAUGUGGCUGCUGCUUCAACUUUUUGGUUGGACAGUUUAGCUCGUCAGGUAGAAGAUUCUGAUUUGUCUAGCAUUGUUCUUCUGCUUCAACAUGCUAAUUAUUUCAUUUGUGAUGCUUUGACAUUAUUAAGAUCAAUGUUAAAUCUGUCUUUUUAUUAUUUUAGCCAGAAGAGCUUUAUGGCUUAAAUCUUGGAAUGCUGACAUUGUGUCUGAAUGUAGAUUACUAUCUCUUUCUUUCCAGAGUAAGAAUUUAUUUAGUUCUCAAUUGGAUUCUAUUAUUUCUACUAUCACUAGGGGGAAGGGAGUUUUUUUUACCCCAAGAUAAAAAGUCUAAGGGUAAAUUUAAGGCUCCUAAUCGUUUUCGUUCCUUUUGUCAGAAUAAGGAACACAAGUCUACUCCUUCCCCUAAGGCCUCUGGUUCCAUUUGGAGACCAUCUUCAACUUGGAAUAAAACCAAGCCUUAUAAAAAAACAAAUCCAGCCCCCAAGACUGCAUGACAGUACGACCCUCAAUCCAGUUUAGCUGGUAGGGAGCAGAUUGAAAUUAUUUCAGGAAAUUUGGUCAGGUUCUUUUCAGAAUCAGUGGAUUCAGAAUAUUGUGUCUCAAGGGUAUCGGAUAGGUUUCAGAAUAAGACCUCCCAUGGGAAGAUUCUUUCUCAUGUUCCAACAAAUCCUGUGAAGGCUCAGGCUUUUCUGAAAUGUGUUUCAGAUCUAGAGCUUUCAGGGGUGAUUGUUCCAGUUCCUCUACAGGAACAGGGUUUGGGGUUCUAUUCAAAUCUAUUCAUUGUCCCAAAGAAAGAGAACUCUUUCAGACCAGUUCUGGAUGUGAAACUUUUAAAUCAUUUUGUAGGAGUCCCAACUUUCAAGAUGGUGACUAUAAGGACUAUUCUGCCUUUUGUUCAGCAAGGGCAUUUUAUGUCCACAAUAGACUUACAGGAUGCUUAUCUUCAUAUUCCAAUUCAUCCAGACCACUAUCGGUUUCUGAGAUUCUCUUUUCUAGACAAGCAUUAUCAGUUUUUCGCUCUUCCUUUUGGCCUAGCAAUAGCUCCAACAAUCUUUUCAAAGGUUCUUGGUGCCCUUCUAUCUGUAAUCAGAGAGCAGGGUAUUGCAGUGUUUCCUUAUUUGGACGAUAUCUUGGUACUAGCUCAGUCUUUUCAUUUAGCAGAAUCUCACACGAAACAACUAGUGUGGUUUCUUCAAAGGCAUGGUUAGAGGAUCAAUUUACAAAAGAGUUUCUUGAUUCCUCAAACAAGGGUCACCUUUUUAGGUUUCCAGAUAGAUCCAGUGUCCAUGACUCUGUCUUUAACAGACAAAAGGCAAAUUAAAUUGGUUUUAGCUUGUCUAAACCUUCAGUCUCGAUCGUUUCCUUCAGUGGCUAUGUGCAUGGAAGUUUUAGGUCUUAUGACUGCAGAAUCGGGCGCAAUCUCCCUUUGCUCGUUUUCAUAUGAGACCUCUGCAGCUUUGCAUGCUUAAUGGUGCAGGGAUUAUACUCGGAUAUCACAACUGAUAUACUUAAAUCCCAACAUUCAACUCUCUCUGUCUUGGUGGUUGGACCAUAACCAGAUUGUUCGAGGGGCCUCUUUUGUUCGUCCUUCCUGGACUGUGAUCUCAACAGAUGCAAGUCUUACAGGUUGGGGAGCUGUCUGGGGGUCUCUGACAGCACAAGGGGUUUGGAAACCUCAAGAGGCAAGGUUACCAAUCAAUAUUUUAGAAUUCCGUGCUAUCUUCAGAGUUUUUAAGGCUUGGACUCUAUUAAAGAGAGACCUUUUCAUUAGUUUUCAGACAGACAAUAUCACAACAGUGGCAUAUGUCAGUCAUCAGGGAGGGACUCACAGCUCUUUAGCAAUGAAAGAAGUAUCUUGGAUACUUGCUUGGGCAGAGUACAACUCUUGUCUUAUUUCUGCAGUUCAUAUUCCAGGUGUAGACAGUUGGGAAGUGGAUUAUCUCAGUCGUCAGACUUUGCAUCCGGGGGAGUGGCCUCUCCAUCCAGAUGUGUUUCAUCAGAUUGUCAGAUGUGGGGUCUUCCAGAAAUAGAUCUGAUGGCUUCUCGUUUGAACAAGAAACUUCCCAGAUAUCUUUCCAGAUCCAAAGAUCCUCAGGCAGAGAUGGUGGAUGCUUUAGCAGUUCCUAGGUUUUACCAGCCUGCUUACAUUUUUCCACCUCUAGUUCCUCUUCAAAGGGUGAUCUCCAAGAUCAUAAUGGAACAAUCUCAUGUGUUUCUGAUAGCACCAGCAUGGCCUCACAGUUAUGGUAUGCAGAUCUUGUCCGGAUGUCCAAUUGCCAGCCUUGGCCAGUUCCUUUACGGCCAGACCUUCUGUCUCAAGGGCCGUUUUUCCAUGAGGAUCUCAAAUCUCUAAAUUUGAAGGUAUGGAAAUUGAACACUUAGUUCUUAGUCAUAGAGAUUUCUCUGACUCAGUGAUUAACACUAAGUUACAGGCUCGGAAGUCUGUUUCGAGGAAGAUUUAUUAUCAAGUUUGAAAAACCUAUAUUUCAUGGUGCUCCUCUCAUACUUUUUCUUGGCAUUCUUUUAGAAUUCCUAGGAUUUUACAGUUUCUUCAGGAUGGUUUGGAUAUAGGUUUGUCUGCAAAUACUUUGAAGGGACAAAUCUCUGCUCUCUCUGUCUUAUUUUAUAGAAAGAUUGCUAAACUUCCUGAUAUUCACUGUUUUGUUCAGGCUUUGGUUCGUAUCAAACCUUUUAUUAAGUCUAUUUCUCCUCCUUGGAGUCUUAAUUUGGUUUUAAGGAUUUUGCAGGCUCCUCCUUUUGAGCCUAUGCAUUCUUUGGAUAUUAAACUACUUUCUUGGAAAGUGUUAUUUCUUUUGGCUAUCGCUUCUGCUAGAAGAGUUUCUGAGUUGUCGGCUCUCUUGUGAGUCUCCUUAUCUGAUUUUCCAUCAAGAUAAAGCGGUUUUACGGACUUCAUUUAAAUUUUUGCCUAAGGUUGUGAAUUCUAACAACAUUAGUAGGGAAAUUGUUGUUCGUUCCUUUUGUCCUAAUCCUAAGAAUUCUCUUGAGAGAUCACUACAUUCUUUGGAUGUGGUAAGAGCUUUGAAAUACUAUGUUGAGGCUACUAAGGAUUUCAGAAAGACUUCUAGUCUAUUUGUUAUUUUCUCUGGUUCCAGGAAAGGUCAGAAAGCCUCUGCCAUUUCUUUGGCAUUUUGGUUGGAACUUUUGAUUCACAAAGCUUAUUUGAAGGCGGGGCAGUCUCCACCUCAGAGAAUUACAGCUCAUUCUACUAGAUCAGUGACCACUUCUUGGACUUUCAAGAAUGGAGCUUUAGUUGAUCAGAUUUGCAAAACAGCAACUAAAUUUUACCAUUUUGAUGUAUUUGCUUCUUCAGAAGCAGUCUUUGGUAGAAAAGUUCUUACGGCAGCUGUCUCAGUUUGAUUCCGUUGCCUAUGAUUUGAGUUUUUUUAAAUUUAAGAAAACUUAAUUAUUAUUUGGAUUUAAUUUUUUUCAGCGGAAAUAGCUGUUUUUAUUUUAUCCCUCCCUCUCUAGUGACUCUGUGGAUUUCCACAUCUUGGGUAUUAUAUCCCAUACGUCACUAGCUCAUGGACUCUUGCCACUUACAUGAAAGAAAACAUAGUUUUUAUGAAAUAAAUUAAUUUAUCAGGUAAGUUCUUACAUAAAUUAUGUUCUACACUUGGUCGCAAUUUGCAAAGGCAAAUAUACAAAUAUUCCAAAAUCCAAAUCUUUUCCCAACCAGUUUGGAUAAAGUGUUUUGUACCUGUAUUAUUAUAAUUAGCUGCAAUUGUUUUUCAGUGGUCAAACCCAGCAGUUUUCUUAUUUGGAGCAGCCAAUUAGGACUUAUCAGACUUAAAUUAUAAGAAAAGAGGGAAGAAUAAAUAAUGAAAGUACUGUAUGCAUUCUAUAUUAUAAUCUUAGAGCGUUUACUGUCCAUUUUAAUAAAGCCAAAAACCAUGCAGAACUUGUGUGAAAAGUGAUUUCUGAUGGAAUAAACACUAGGCAUAUGAAUUUGGCCAUUCUUUUCUCAAAACAAAGCCAAAUAUGGCUUUGGGUAACUGCAUUUGGCUCUAGAUUUAUUUGUGUAAAAGUGCAACUCAUAAGUAUCCAGGCAAAAUAAUUAUACAAGAAAUAAAGCAAGAUUUGGACAAGGCAA